GGGUCUCCUCCCCUCACUGCAGCGCUCGCCGCGCUCGCGCUCGCCCAUCGAUCAGCCCCUCCCUCUGCCCGGGCGCAGACUGCUAAGCUCAGCAAGUCUUGCCGCAAAGGCACUUCGGAGCGCAGUUGGGCCCGGGGCGGAGCGGGGACUCCGCACCCGGGGGGACGAACGCCGCCGCUGGACGGUCGCCAGCGCCGCAUCCCUGCAGCGGAUCUCUGCCUCCCGUCGGGGACCGCGCAUCUCUCCUGCCGCGUCGGGGUCGCCCUCGGCUGUCCCCUCUGCCACCAUGAGAAACAUCUUCAAGAGGAACCAGGAGCCCAUUGUGGCUCCGGCCGCCACCACUGCCACGAUGCCUGUGAGACCCGCCGACAACUCCACGGAGAGUACAGGCACUGGAGAGGGCCAAGAAGACAUGUUCGCCAAGCUGAAGGACAAAUUCUUCAACGAGAUCAACAAGAUCCCCUUGCCACCCUGGGCUCUCAUCGCCAUGGCCGUGGUGGCCGGUCUCCUCUUGCUCACCUGUUGCUUCUGCAUCUGUAAGAAGUGUUGCUGCAAGAAGAAGAAGAAUAAGAAGGAGAAGGGCAAGGGCAUGAAGAACGCCAUGAACAUGAAGGACAUGAAAGGGGGCCAGGAUGAUGAUGACGCAGAGACAGGCCUGACUGAAGGAGAAGGCGAAGGCGAGGAGGAGAAAGAACCCGAGAACCUGGGCAAAUUGCAGUUUUCUCUGGACUAUGAUUUCCAAGCCAACCAGCUCACCGUGGGUGUCCUGCAAGCUGCUGAGCUCCCUGCCCUGGACAUGGGUGGUACCUCAGACCCGUAUGUCAAAGUCUUCCUCCUCCCGGACAAGAAGAAGAAGUAUGAGACCAAGGUGCACCGGAAGACACUGAACCCUGCCUUCAACGAGACCUUCACUUUCAAGGUGCCAUACCAGGAGUUAGGAGGCAAAACCCUGGUGAUGGCCAUCUAUGACUUUGAUCGCUUCUCUAAGCAUGACAUUAUCGGAGAGGUGAAGGUACCCAUGAACACCGUGGACCUUGGCCAGCCCAUCGAGGAGUGGCGAGACCUACAAGGCGGGGAGAAGGAAGAGCCAGAGAAGCUGGGUGACAUCUGUACCUCCCUGCGCUACGUGCCCACUGCCGGCAAGCUCACAGUCUGUAUCCUGGAGGCCAAGAACCUCAAGAAGAUGGAUGUGGGGGGCCUUUCAGACCCCUAUGUGAAGAUCCACCUGAUGCAGAAUGGCAAGAGGCUGAAGAAGAAGAAGACCACCGUGAAGAAGAAGACCCUGAACCCAUACUUCAAUGAGUCCUUCAGCUUCGAGAUCCCCUUUGAGCAGAUUCAGAAAGUGCAGGUGGUUGUCACUGUGCUUGACUAUGACAAGCUGGGCAAGAACGAAGCCAUCGGCAAGAUCUUUGUGGGCAGCAACGCCACAGGCACAGAGUUGCGGCACUGGUCUGACAUGCUGGCCAACCCGCGGAGGCCCAUCGCCCAGUGGCACUCUCUGAAGCCCGAGGAGGAGGUGGAUGCACUCCUAGGCAAAAACAAGUAGGCCACAGCCCUAGGGCCACACGC
This is a messenger RNA of Phodopus roborovskii (desert hamster), 1569 nucleotides long. RefSeq names its product synaptotagmin 2 (gene Syt2). The record is from RefSeq and is a predicted model, not a curated record. Lineage: Eukaryota; Metazoa; Chordata; Mammalia; Rodentia; Cricetidae. Bases 287 to 1546 code for a protein of 419 amino acids. Gene Ontology annotation, cellular component: dense core granule; axon; synaptic vesicle membrane. Gene Ontology annotation, biological process: calcium ion-regulated exocytosis of neurotransmitter; regulation of calcium ion-dependent exocytosis; regulation of dopamine secretion. Gene Ontology annotation, molecular function: syntaxin binding; calcium-dependent phospholipid binding; phosphatidylserine binding. The transcript has 9 exons.